CUUCCCUGAUAAAGUAAAGCGGCAGACGCUUGAAGUGUACGAGCGACAAACUACUCCUAAAUUAAUCGCAGUUACUAACACAAGAAUUAUCUCCUUUUGGGGGAGAUAAAUAGUAUGUUCGACAUAGUUGAACUGGAUUAAUAACUCCAUAUUUAGCUGCUCACAAGUCGCUCUAGCUUACUUUUCUCCUCAUCGCGUGUGUGGACGUUUUGAGUCUGGUGAGUGCGGUGAAUCAUUUCUUGUUCUCCGACGUCCAACGCACAUCCCAGCUAAAACCAUGCCAUUCCCUUUUGGGAAGUCUCAGAAGAGCCCUGCAGAGAUUGUGAAGAGUCUGAAGGAGAAUGUGGCAUACUUGGAGAAGCUGGAGUCCUCUGAAAGCAAGAAAUGUGAAAAGGUUGCAGAGGAAGUAUCAAAAAAUCUUGCGUCGUUGAAGGAGGUGCUGUGUGGCACUGGAGACAAGGAGCCUCAGACUGAGGCAGUGGCCCAACUGGCUCAGGAGCUCUACAACACCAACCUCCUCAUUUCCCUCAUAGCAAACCUACAGAGGAUUGAUUUCGAGGGAAAGAAGGAUGUGGUGCAUCUGUUUAGCAACAUAGUGCGUCGCCAGAUUGGCGCUCGCACCCCAACUGUGGAGUACAUCUCUUCCCACUCACAGAUCCUCUUUAUGCUGCUGAAAGGCUAUGAAAGCCCAGAAGUGGCCCUUAACUGUGGCAUGAUGUUGAGGGAAUGUCUGCGUCAUGAACCUCUGGCCCGAAUCGUUCUGUUCUCUGAGGAGUUCUACUGCUUCUUUCGCUAUGUGGAGCUAUCUACUUUUGACAUUGCCUCUGAUGCCUUCUCCUCUUUUAAGGAUCUGCUGACAAGACACAAGAUCAUGUGUGCAGAUUUCUUGGAGACAAAUUACGACAGAGUGUUCACAGAGUAUGAAAAGCUGCUGCAUUCUGAUAAUUAUGUCACCAAGCGGCAGUCUCUGAAGCUCUUAGGAGAACUAUUACUGGACAGACACAACUUCACAGUCAUGACCAAAUACAUCAGUCGAGCUGAGAACCUAAAGCUGAUGAUGAACAUGUUGAGAGACAACAGCCGUAACACCCAGUUUGAAGCCUUCCAUGUCUUUAAGGUGUUUGUGGCUAAUCCCAAUAAGACACAGCCUGUUCUGGACAUCCUCCUCAAGAAUCAGUCCAAGCUGGUGGACUUCCUGAACCAUUUUCAAACGGACCGCUCUGAAGAUGAGCAGUUCUGCGAUGAGAAGAACUAUCUCACUAAGCAGAUCCGGGACCUCAAACGGCCUGCACCUGCAGAGGAGUCUUAAUUGGUAGAACCGGGGAACUCGGCUAGUGAUGUGGUUUGAUUAUGUGGGUGAGAAUUGGAUGGGAGGAACAAAAUAAGUCAAAGACAGAAAGAAAGGCUGGCAUCACUUGGAAUAAAUCUCUUUACAUCCAACUUCUGAAACAGGUAGAGAAAUGCUGUCAGGAUGUGCAAACAUAUGUCUGUCCCUUUACUGCAGGAGGAGCAAGUGGACCCCAAGCACUCCAUUUAAACCUAUAUUUUUAGCACUGCCCUUAAAAAGGAAGUACAGUUGAUUUACCUUUUAGAUGGUAUAUAUUCGAUUUUUAAAAAAAAAUAUUCAAAUUGCUUAGAAUGAAAAGUAUAUUGAAAGCCUGCUCAGGCCUUUUUAAAAUUUUUAAAAGUAAGAACAUGUAUAUUGGUACAGGUAUGGCUUUGCAUAUUUGCACUGAAUCUGGUAGCUUUGCUCCAGGUAUGCCAUUAGUGCCACUUCAUAAACCAAAUAUUAACGAUAGGUCAUACAUACAGGACAUUAUGGGGCCUUCUUUCAGCACACAAAUUAAUCUGGACAUUCUCGCAUUUAAACUAGUCAAGGGACAUUAAAGCGUUUUAUAGCCUGAAAAUGUCAUGUGGUCAAGUGAAAUCUUAGGGGGGGGAAAAUAGCCUGUAGAGUUUAGUGGUCAUGUUGGAUGCUGCACUCAAUUUCCAUUUUAACUGGGUGCCUUAUU
Messenger RNA from Sinocyclocheilus grahami, 2012 nucleotides. RefSeq names its product calcium-binding protein 39-like. Bases 278 to 1309 code for a protein of 343 amino acids. The transcript has 9 exons. The record is from RefSeq and is a predicted model, not a curated record. Gene Ontology annotation, molecular function: protein serine/threonine kinase activator activity. NCBI's taxonomy places the organism in Eukaryota, Metazoa, Chordata, Actinopteri, Cypriniformes, Cyprinidae. Gene Ontology annotation, biological process: intracellular signal transduction.